Molecule: messenger RNA, 1224 nt
Organism: Exophiala xenobiotica
Lineage: Eukaryota; Fungi; Ascomycota; Eurotiomycetes; Chaetothyriales; Herpotrichiellaceae
Exons: 4
Coding region: 102-434 (110 amino acids)
Source: RefSeq, a predicted model, not a curated record
CUCCGCUGUCGACGCCGCCAGCUUCCUUCUUGUAAUCCUAUUGUCGAGUAUUUACCAUCCGACUAUCACUCGAACCUCUCGAACCGCACGCUUUCUCCAUCAUGGCUUUUUGCUUCGUUGUCGGCAGUAAAGACUUCACGAGCCAGUUGAAAGGCUAUGAAGGAAUAACUGCUCAGUGUCACAACUGCGGAAACUGGUCAGCGCAUCCCAUUCAAUCUUGGGACUGGUUUACCUUCUGCUUCGUGCCUGUCAUACCGCUGGGAGGCAAACACAAGGACCUUGUUUGUUCCAUCUGCCGGUUUCGUCAAGAUCUACGGAAUCGACCAGACGUACAGUCGCAACAUGGCCAAGGACCAACGCCACAUCCUCAACAACAAGGUCCUCCUCAGGGCUGGGGAGGACCUCCGGGACAACAACAGAUGCGGUAUCAGUGAUAUACUGGGACGAAAGAGUUGAUUGGCUUGGAAUACACGACGUCUCCCAUCACACCGAUUCCACUUCGACUCCUUCGGUAUCGCGCAGCGGUCGAACUGUUCGUAUCUACAUUAACCAAGGCAACGACUUAUGCCAUCAACAUGAAUCUGCUGCAUGUCUAUUCUUAAUGAAGGGACUUCGACUUCGUCAACCAGGAUAUCAGUUUGGAGAUCUUCUUUACUGUCUCGAACCCCGGCCUUGCUCUACGAGGCUGUUUCCUGAACCUCAGAUCACAACAUGUUAAGCGAGCGCAAGUGUUUAAUGCCGAGGACAAGCGAUGCAAGAUAAUCGUUCUCGGAAAUGCAUGUCUUCGGAGACAGUGGUGGCGUUGAUGAAGGCGUCUACCAACAUUCUAAGAACACGGCUCCCUUCUACCACAGGUGACAUGGGUGGCUUUGGGAUGUAAUCCUAACAAGGUCACGAGCAGCGGGGAUGUCGACUCAAUGUCCUAGCUCAAUAGGAAGCCAAUUGGGCUCUGAACCCCAUGAGAGGAGUAGCAUCGCUGGCGUUCGAGGCUUGGAUGACAUAAUGUGUUAAUGGCUGGUCUGGGGACCUUUACUGCAUUUCCCGAAUCUUAUCAAGCUUCCUCGCGCUCAGUGUUUGACCAACCAUAACCAUCGGAGGGCUCUUUGUGGACCUGCAAUGCAGUUCUCCAGACACAAAAGGAGCGGACAGUUGCAGAUCACGUGAUAUACUUUUCAAAGGCGGUGAAACCGGCAGAAUCUUACGAGUCGAAUAUAAAUUUCCUGU